AUGUGUGUGGAUCUGGACGAGAGUCGGCCGUUGUCGGUGGCACCUGUCACGGCGACCUUGGAGUUGAUUGCGGCAGAUUUGCUCAGGAGAUGGCAGAUGGCCGGGGAGCACGGAAACUGGGCGAUGGGCAAUCCAUCCCGCGCCACACAGCGCUGCCCUGCUGCUGAGAGCAGCAUCAACGCGGUUGCCGCAACGGGCUUGUCAGCUUCCGGGCAUCAAGCCAAACGGGAACGAGCGGGGAUAAAGCUAGGAAGAAACGGGGACGCAGAGCAGAGAGUUGAUGACGGCCGAAAGACGGCAGCGGCUGAUGCUGACUGCCGGCAGCUGCAAAUUUGCGUUUUUGCUUUUGCCUCUAACCUGGGUGCGAGCAGUGCGAGGGCAGAUCAGCGCGGCGGUGUGUCUGGUGUGUGCCGGUGCUUGUCGCCCGGGUCGGUCAGGCAGGUGCAGGGGGCGGACCUGCCCACCAGACGUCAGACAGCCCAUGCCCCAGAAACCUCAGCAAGCCACUGGGCGGCGCUGCCAGGGGACGGCGUCUGA
Molecule: messenger RNA, 537 nt
Organism: Gaeumannomyces tritici R3-111a-1
Lineage: Eukaryota; Fungi; Ascomycota; Sordariomycetes; Magnaporthales; Magnaporthaceae
Exons: 3
Coding region: 1-537 (178 amino acids)
Source: RefSeq, a predicted model, not a curated record